CGUUCGUGUAUCAUGAUAACACGAAUUUGAAUCUUGAAUUGGUCUAUUCUUAAUUAUUUCUCUCUCUCACAUUCUCUCUACUUCUAAAUUGUUGAUUUGAUUUCUCUGAUGUGCAUUAAUUGAGACUAUUUAGUUAAAUUAAUUGUGAAAUUAUCAACUAUCUGAAUCACAAAAUAGUUUCCCUUUUCUGUAUGUGUGAUGAUAAAAUGAUAAAGUUGAUGAUCUCUGUUGAUUGUUGUGUUAGACUGAGUGUGUUGACAGUCAACAACAACAACACCAACACCUACAAUAGUGUUUAUAGUUAUCAUAUUAUCGUUAAUCAUCAUCCGGAAGGAAAUAAAUAUAAUCCACUGAUUGGAUUAAUUAAAGUGAUAUGAAGAGACAAAAUAUCCGAACUCUUUCAUUGAUCGUCUCAACAUUUACCUAUCUACUUGUUGGAGCUGCCAUUUUUGAUGCCUUUGAAUCUGAACAUGAAGUUAUUCAGAGAAAUGCCCUGGAAACAAUUGAAUCAAUGUUGAAACGUAAAUACAACAUGUCCGAACAAGAUUUCAAAAUAUUGACCACAGUAGUGAUUAAAAGUGUGCCCCACAAAGCCGGUGUCCAGUGGAAAUUUGAAGGAGCCUUUUAUUUUGCUACGACAGUUUUAACAACAAUAGGUUAUGGACACUCGACACCGGCCACUUGGGGAGGAAAAACUUUUUGUAUGUUUUAUGCUCUGGCGGGAAUACCCUUGGGUCUAGUGAUGUUUCAAAGUAUUGGUGAACGUUUAAAUACCUUUGUAGCAUAUUCGUUACGUUAUUGUAAAAAAUGUUUCAAGAUGAAAAACAAAGAGGUAUCUGAGACCAAUUUAGUGAUGUUCGUCCUUUUCCUAUCGACGUUAGUGAUGACCACAGGAGCCGCUGCAUUCUCGAAGUGGGAGAGAUGGAGCUAUUUUGAUGCAUUUUAUUAUUGUUUUAUUACACUGACCACAAUUGGAUUCGGUGAUUAUGUUGCCCUUCAGAAAGAAUCGGCUCUUCAAAGCAAACCUGAAUACGUUAUUUUCAGCCUUGUCUUUAUCCUUUUCGGCCUUUCCGUUGUUUCUGGAGGUAUCAAUCUAUUGGUGUUACGUUUUCUUACCCUUAACACGGAAGAUGAGAGGAGAGACGAAGCUGAAGCCGCUCUAACGGCAGCCGGAGCUGUUCACCUUGAAGGUGAUGUGAUUACUGCCAAUGGUAGUAUUAUUUCAGGCCAAGGACCGGACAUGGUUACCCCUGAUUCGGAUGAUGUUCAAUCAGUUUGUUCAUGUACCUGUUAUAAUAAUCAAAGGUACAGUAGAUCACGUUCUUGGAGACGAUCUUCACCCAAAAAAUAUUCCUUCUCAGGUCGCCGUGGUUCCAAUGAACCAACUGGUCCAACGGGUCACAAUGGACCAUCAAGGUCAAGGAUACGAAGACGAGAAGGAGCAUCAAGAUUUUUACCCUUAUCAAUGUUUCGGUCCAUAUCGGGUUCUUCUGAUACACCCGAUCCUGAGUCAAUCAUUGGUAUGGAUGAUGAUAAAGCACCGGCUCAUAUGUUUAUCAAUGCAACAGAUUUUGACCUAGAAAGUUAUGAAAAUUAUAAAAAACGAGCAAGUAUUUAACAGAAUCAACAACAGUUAAUAUAUAAUAAUAAAACUCUGAGGAUAAAAUUGCCUAUGGAAACUCAGAAACAUGGUUACAAAUUACAGGAGAACUUUGGAAAAAGAUUCAACCGGAUAUAAAGGGUGUUUCUAUUUGAUUUUGGUUCGAAAUUAAGAGAAGAAGAAAACUCAAUCCACUUUAUCGUAUGAAGAGGAUGUGAUAAUUAGUAAAAAUGAUGAUGAGAUGAUUGGCGAUCAAUUGAUUACAAAUGUAAUUAUCUUCAUCUCGAUUUACACCAGGAGAUAAUUGUGAUGAAUAUUGGGUGAGUUUUCUGCUUGAAUCAAGUGGAACACCCUUUUAGUUCAGUGUUACAUCAUUUUGAUUAUCAUCAUCAUCAUCAUCAUCAUCAUCCUCUGGAAAUGAACCGGAAAUUAUUGUAGAGUCUAAAUUAUGUGCAAUCUAUUUGAUCAACAAUUUAACACUCUUUUCCUUUGGAAACCAAUGGAUUCUGUAAUUAAAAAGACCAACUCACUAACCUUGGAUAUGGAUUUUAAAUUGACACAAUUGGAUUAACUAAAUUAAUCUAUCAAUCAAUUUCUCUUCUUCCUCCCAAUGUUUUUCUUACUCAUCUCUCAUAUGUAAACUUAUCAUCAUCAUCGUCAUCAUUUACAUUCACACCAAAAGAAUCAAACUAAUCAUUUGAAUCUAAAAACAGUUACAACAAUUAACACUAAUUGUCAAUUUGUUACAAUAUUACAUUGGAAUACUCAUCUUUUUUUUUUGAUUAAAUUCAAAUUAAGUUACAAAAUAUACAAAUUUAACUUGAACGCAAAGAUUAAAUUAUCAAUUGUUA
Panonychus citri (citrus red mite) is the source of this 2451-nucleotide messenger RNA. Its product is annotated as two pore potassium channel protein sup-9-like. Lineage: Eukaryota; Metazoa; Arthropoda; Arachnida; Trombidiformes; Tetranychidae. The transcript is spliced from 3 exons. Gene Ontology annotation, molecular function: potassium ion leak channel activity. Gene Ontology annotation, biological process: potassium ion transmembrane transport; stabilization of membrane potential. The record is from RefSeq and is a predicted model, not a curated record. The coding region runs from base 374 to 1618 and encodes 414 amino acids. Gene Ontology annotation, cellular component: membrane.